AUGCUUGAUCCAAAUACGCUAACGAUUCUUUCGAAUUGUGUAAGGUAGUUUAUGAGCAGUUGCAUUUCAAAAUCAAGUGUUCGGGUGGAGAGUUAAUACGGCACUAAAGCGGUCAACCAAUCCCGCUUAAGCUCAAUCCAGAUGGAAGGCUCUUCUUAUUCGUAUUCUGCAAAUAAUAUCUACAGAGGGGAAACACGCGAUCCCUUGCAACGUAACGUUUUAGAGAGCACAUCUCUAUUAACUGGCUCAAGUGGCGGUAGCGGCACAGUAGUCGGUGCCACCGGCGGUGUACGACGUCCUGUUACAGCAACAGUAGCUACCGCCGGCGUACAACGUAGACGAGUGAUUAAGAAGCACAUACAGCAGAAGUAUAUGUUGUGUGGUUUUGUAAUACAUGCUUUCCUAGCUACGCCUGCGUAUUUGUACGGUAAUGUCGUUGAAUCCGAUAAAGAUCUGGUAUUACGUAUAUGGCCGGCGAUUGUUUAUCAAGCUACCGGUCAGUUGUGCCGCAGCAUAUUGGAACGUCUAAACACCGAAUAUCACGGUCGCACAAGGGAGACUGUCAAAUAUCGUCACGUAUUCCUAUUGGCAACUUUAAUCACUUGCUGUUCUUUAAUGAUUAGCGGCAUAUUCUUUUCAUCAGCUUGGGUAACGGUAACGACAACUACACAGACUAUAGCCAUAGUAUUCUAUGGAUUCUUCGCAGGCAUCGGCUCAAGUUUAUUUAUUUGGAAAACUCAUGUUAUAUUAGAAGCUGUCCGCCCACGAGAGGAUAAAUUUGUACGCAAAACGAUACAUUUGUGCGGUGAAGCUUUCUGUCAAUUGUUCCUUUCAUUUGCAUUCACAAAUUUGCGUACCCUUUAUGGUACGGCUCAAUCUAUUGUUUUGAUGUCCGCCCUACUGGUGAAUCUCAUGCCCAUAAGUCUCAUUAUUACACGUCAUCGGGAGGGCGCUAUUACUCAACGCAUAUCCGUUAUAAAAGCGGAGCCAUCGUUUACGCCAUUACAUCAUCAAUUGGGUAGAUUUCCGAGCAGUUUAACUGAUCAAUUGGACGGCAUAGAAAUGCGUACAUGGAGAAAUCCCAUAAUUGAACAUAAUAAUGUUACAGCAAUUGCUUUGGCAGCAGCAGCUGUUGAAAAUCGCCAUUACAUGUUACCCACAGAUGAGAUGGAUGUAACUUUUAUCAAUCCAAACGGUGUGGAAAUCAUGGAAAUAAUACCUGAAGAAGAUGAAAACCUAUCGGUCAUUCGUUCUAGUUCAGCUACCAUAGAAAAUUAUGGUAGAAAUAGUGUAGAAGCCUCACAAUCAAUGAAUAAAUCGGCAUCGAACGGCUUACAGAUGAGCAGGGACGCGAUUAUGAUCCCUGGCUUUAGUAAUUUAGAUAAAUUACAACAAUUUUCUCGUGAUGUAACCACUCAUUUAUGGUCAAAUCUUUUAGAUAAAAUAGUGGUGCCUUUACAUAAAGCUUUACUAAUACCGAAAUUAUAUUCAACGACAUUCCUUUUGUCUGCCGAUAUAUUUUCUUAUGUGAUGUGCUUAACAGUUUUACCCGGACUGGCGGUUAGCCAUCAUGCGAUUAAAAAUGCCGAAAUUCCAUUUCUCUUCUCAUUGCUGGCCUUUCCAUGGAUGUGUUUCUCAUUGAUGACACCGCGCUUCGGUAACAGCUUAUAUAAGCAUAAAUUUCAAUGGCAUACUUUGGGGUGCACAUCCAAAGGCUUAGCUUUAAUAUUUAUUAGUUUUUCUACUUCAAAACUACUAUUAAGCGUUUCGGCAGCAUUGCUGGGAUUCGGGCAGUCGGUCACACUGUUUCUUCAAGACUGGGUAUUACAGAUGAGUAUGCCUCACUCGCAAUGGUGUGCAAUACGUUUUCCGGUUCAUUUUACUAACGGUUUAUUGAUUCUGGUAUGGGGUACUUUGGCUCAUUGGGUCGUAGUAAAUUUAUCCUUUCAAGCUAGUGUAGGCUUAGCAGCAGCUCUUUACGCAAUCAGCAUAAUAUUAUGGAAUUUAAUAUUUAUAUGCUUUAAUUGUAAAAAUCUUACCAAAAAUUCAUCUUAGUGCGAAUUUACGCCAGUAUGCUG
Messenger RNA from Glossina fuscipes, 2078 nucleotides. RefSeq lists its product as uncharacterized. The record is from RefSeq and is a predicted model, not a curated record. The coding region runs from base 142 to 2055 and encodes 637 amino acids. NCBI's taxonomy places the organism in Eukaryota, Metazoa, Arthropoda, Insecta, Diptera, Glossinidae. The transcript has 6 exons. Gene Ontology annotation, molecular function: monocarboxylic acid transmembrane transporter activity.